AAGAACAAGACAAGAAUAAGAAAAAAAAUAAAAAAAGAAAUGAGAAAAUGUUGAUAAUAAUAAUCUCAAUGAAAAAAGAAAAAUAAAAUAAAAUAAAAUGUUGAUAAUAAUAAUCUCAAUGAAAUUUCUAUCAAUAUUCCCCGAGGGUUGUCAAGGCCAGCGAUAAAUCAGUCCGUCACUGAAUCACUGUUGGAGUCGGAGCGAAAAGAGAAACAGUGAGAGAGAGAGAAAUGGAAAGAUAGAAAAGAGAAAGUUCAAAAGUGAAAGAAAGAGGGAAAAAAUAUAAGGGAAGAUGUAGAAAGGAAAAAGAGAAAGAAAUGUCACGAUUUUAAACUUCUUCUUUUUUCGUUAUUUCCUGGUUUAGUUUCAGUGUUUUUUUUUUUCUUCUUCUUUUUUUUGCUUUGUUUUGUUUUGUCGCGGGGAUGAACUGUCAUGAUGGAGCUGAUAUUCUGCUUUAGAGUCAUAAAGUGAUACAGAAAAUAAGUAAAAUCCUAAUAUUCAGACCUUUUAGAGCGCCGUAACUUGGCAAGAUGUCGGACGGCGUUGAGCGAAUCCCUUCGGUCGACCUCGAAAUCUCCUCGAGGCGAAAAGAGGCUUCGUCGGGAGCUCCUACUCGAGACGAAUUCGGCGAAAAGGGCCGAAAUGCGAAGAAGACAGAGGUCGUGCUCGAUGGAGGUCGCUUGCAAGCCGAAUCUGCCAAGAAACUGGCGGCGGUGAAGGCGUUCGGGACGGGAUCUGACGUCUCCGAAAUGGGUGACGAAUAUCGCUCCUACAAGGCGCGGUUCUGGGUGUUGGCGAUCUUCUCCCUGAUCAGCCUCGUGCAGUUGACUGUGUGGGGCACUUGGGGUCCCAUCGUGGAGUCCGCCCUGGUCGCCUUCCCUGGCUGGGGCCCGAACACCGCCGCCUCCUUCAGCAACUGGCCUCCCCUCAUCGGGAUCCUGUUCAUGCUUCCUUUGAGCAGCUUAGUACAGCGUAUAGGUCUGCGUAAAGGGGUCCUCGUCAGCGCUGGUCUGCUGUCGGCGGGGAUGCUCAUACGGUGCCUUCCGGUCGAUGAUCUUACGUUCACCGUACUCUGCCAUGUCGGAUUCAUCAUGCUAGGAUUCUCCUGCUGCAUCCUUCUGCCGCAGGUCGGCGCUGUCGUCUCCGCCUGGUUCUCUCCGGGCGAAGGUACAACGGCAGUAGCUGUUGCCCUUUUGAUGAACCAGCUUGGAGGAGUAACUAUGUACAUCAGCCCACUCGUGGUGAGGGCGCCCGGGGAGGACGUCCUGCAGGAGGAUAUCCGCAAAGACAUCGCGAUUCUUAUGUAUAUCCAUUUCGGCAUGAGUUUCCUUCUGUUCGUGUGCGUGCUGCUCUACUUCCCCGCCGGCCCGCCCUCCCCGCCCUCCCCUUCGUCGGAGGAGGAGAGGGAGGACUUUCGGAAGAGUCUCAAGGACUUUCUCAGCAAUCAUCAAUUAAUCUGCUUAGUGGUUGCUUAUGGGGUGUCCUUCGGCGUGGUCGGGAACUGGCUGGGAUUCAUGACUUACUCCUUGUUGGAAAUCGGUAUCCAUCAGGAGGAAUCGAUGGGCGUGGCGAUCUCGGCCGCCCUCAGCGCCAGCGUCACCGCCUUCAUCGCCGCGAGAUUGACCGACAGGGUCUACGGGCACCUCAAGGUCACUGUCAUCGGCCUCCUGGCGGCCUCCUUCAGCUUCUUCCUCUGGUUCUUCUUCCUCUCCACCGGGGUCAUCGAGGCCACUUUGGCCCAAGUAUACAUCUCGGUGAUCGCGGCCGUGUCCCUCCAGUUCUCUUCGGUUCCCCUCCUGCUGCAGCUGUGCUUCGAGCUGUCCUACCCCAUUCCCGAGGGCGUCAUGGGGGCGAUCGCCACCUCCUUCUUCUCGUUUGUCUCUCUCGUGUUUCUUCUCCUGUUCCUCAUUCCCGAUGUUGGAUACGUGUGGGUGAGCUACGCGCUUGUAUCCAGCGUGUCCCUGAGUAUCGUCCCCAUCAUUUUCGUGGAGGAGAAGCACAAGAGAACGCAGGUGGAUAAACAAGGAAGAAUGAGCAAGGACAGAUAAGCGGAUGACGAGGCGAAAGAUAUGUUUGUCAAAUGUACUUUAUUCCUGUUUCGUUGAUUUUGCGUUGUGAGGACAGGAGGAGAAUUUUGUAUACUCGUAUGUUCGUAGGCAAUAUGCUUGGGUAUCAAGUAUAUUCAGGAAAUAUAUUAUAAAUCCUGUUUCAUUAUCUGU
Molecule: messenger RNA, 2219 nt
Organism: Penaeus monodon (black tiger shrimp)
Lineage: Eukaryota; Metazoa; Arthropoda; Malacostraca; Decapoda; Penaeidae
Product: solute carrier family 49 member 4 homolog
Exons: 10
Coding region: 531-2048 (505 amino acids)
Biological process (GO): transmembrane transport
Cellular component (GO): intracellular membrane-bounded organelle; membrane
Molecular function (GO): transmembrane transporter activity
Source: RefSeq, a predicted model, not a curated record